This is a messenger RNA of Passer montanus (Eurasian tree sparrow), 2595 nucleotides long. It is a transcript of the gene MSRB3, whose product is annotated as methionine sulfoxide reductase B3. Lineage: Eukaryota; Metazoa; Chordata; Aves; Passeriformes; Passeridae. The record is from RefSeq and is a predicted model, not a curated record. Bases 179 to 1057 code for a protein of 292 amino acids. Gene Ontology annotation, biological process: protein repair; response to oxidative stress. Gene Ontology annotation, molecular function: peptide-methionine (R)-S-oxide reductase activity. Gene Ontology annotation, cellular component: cytoplasm. The transcript is spliced from 8 exons.
UCGGCCGGGGCUCCUGGAGCUGCAGGAGCGUCUCUUUAAAGGGGCGAGGAGCCGCUUCGCCGGCCUGCCCGAAGCGCACCCUUUAGGACAGGGCUCUUCGUUCGUGCCGCGGCGGCGGGACGGGGCAGGGUCCCGGCCGCGGGUCGUGCCGGGCGUGCGGCGGGAGUCUCCCGGCUCCAUGUUCAUAUUUGGCGUUGGCCGCCGGUGCCCAGGAAUUUCCCGUCAUGCUCCCCGGGCGGCGGGCCCGUCACUGCGCUCCCGCGGGGCGGGGGGGCCGGGGCCGCUCGCUCGCUCCCUCGGGCCGCUCCCAUGCGCGCUGCGCCGCCGCCGCUGCUCCCCGCGCUCUGCCUGGCGCUGGCGGCCGCCGCAGGAGCCGCAGCUCUUGCCCCUGUUCUUUGCCUCUGGUUUUGUUGGUGAGGAUAUCACAGUGAUGUCUGCAUUCAACCUGCUGCAUUUGGUGACAAAGAGCCAGCCAGUGGCCCUGCGAGCCUGUGGGCUUCCCUCAGUUUUCCGUAAUGUGUAUCACCAGAGAUGUACUACUCCAGAAGUCUGUUCACAUGGUCCAAAAGAAAAGAAAAGGUCAUGUAGGGAUAAAAAGGACUGUAAGGUGGUCUUUUCCCAGGAGGAGCUGAGGAAGCGGCUGACACCCCUGCAGUACCAUGUCACUCAGGAGAAGGGGACUGAAAGUGCCUUUGAGGGGGAGUACACACACCAUAAAGCUCAAGGAAUAUACAAAUGUGUUGUUUGUGGAACUCCUUUAUUCAAGUCAGAAACAAAGUUUGACUCCAAUUCAGGUUGGCCUUCCUUUUAUGAUGUGAUCAGUCCUGAUGCAAUUGCUUUCAAUGAUGAUUUCUCCUAUGGGAUGCAUCGGAUUGAGAUAUCCUGCAGUCAGUGUGGUGCUCACCUGGGGCACAUUUUUGAUGAUGGACCUCGCCCAACUGGCAAACGGUACUGCACAAACUCUGCUUCAUUAUCUUUCAAGCCAGCAGACAAGAACAACGCUGGAGAAGGCAGCGUUAAUGCCAGUCCUGCCCAAACAGGCAAAGCUGAGCUGUAGGAUGAAGCAAAGCCUGCAGAAAACUGUGUUGAUCCCACACAGCUUACAAGGAAUGUUUUCUAGUUUUCAAGUUGCCUGCUUUCUUAUAUCCUAAGAAUGUUCAAAUAUAUGAAAGCAUUUUGCACCAUCCUUCUUCUCCCUCACCUUUUCAGAACUGAGGCCUUUCCUGCCAGUGCAUUUACUGUAUAAUUGGGUUGAAAAAUGUAUUGACUGAGUCCACAGGUUUUCUUUUUUUCUUCUUUUCUUUGAGAUUACUUUGGGGAAUCUUAAAAUUGAGAGGCUUUGACAUCAUUAGUUAUUAGUUUCUUCUUAAUACUGUGUUAUGCUAGGUUUACACACUAUUCCUUUUUUGCGUGGGAAAUGGAACUUGUGUUUAUCUCCAGUCUAUAGGAAACUUCUGGGCAUAAGAAAAUCCUGAAUUCCUACCACAUCUCUGCUUUGUUCUGACUUGUGAGGCAUGCAGCCUUUGGUCAUAUGUAUCCAACCAUCUCCCAGCAUCAGCCGCACCUUGCAAAAACUUGUAGUUAUGGCUGUUCCUUCCCAACCAAAAGAGAUGGAUGAGAUGUUAAAAGCAUCCUUUGGCUAAUUUACUGCCAAAAUUUCAAGGGUGUGGUUGAGAGGAUGUAAACAUUGUCUCAGCAUCUGUGUUUCCCCUUUGUUUGGUAUUUAAAUCAAGGUUUUAACUAUUAAGGCUCACUUUUGCAGGCUACUAAUGAGGCUUUGUCUGUUUGUGAGGCCUAUUCAAUAAGUGUAACGCAAAUCUGAAUUAAAGUUGAAAUCUGCAGGGGGUAAUUAUAUGGGCAAGUGCAGAGAUAAACUUGCAAAGUGAAGUAGAUGAAGGAUGACACUAGGCUCUUUAUCUUGUCGGUUGCUACAAGGAUUCAGAAACAUGACAGUUUCUGCUAGAGAGGAGUUUAGGAAUGAAUGCAGUAGAAAGAGGAGGACCCUCCUGACUAUCCAGUUUUAAAGAUUAGCUGGUCUGGAUGCAUAUUGCAUACAAAAUCCAGUCUUCAAUUUGUGCAAUGGAGAUGUAGUGACAUGAGUGACAGUGUUGGUGUAGGAAAUUAAUUCAAAAAAAGUCUGUUACUGUUCCAGAAAUUUUCAUGUAAUAAAAUUCACUGUCCCAUGAGAUGUUUUUCACAGCUGCUUUUCGAUUUUUUUGAAUAACACUUAAAAUUGUGCAUAAUACUGUUCUUUAAGCUAUACCACACAGUAUUUGCUGCCACUUUGCCUUUAAACACUGAGAGACUUAAUGAACACAGUAUUUACUUCUACUAGCAAACUUUGUGACUAACAUGUUUGGAUCCAAUUUUAUUUUUAGUAGGAACAAAGCAACCACUGAUUUUUAUGGAAGCAGGAUUGAGGUUUUUAUGUCAGUGAUAAUAAACAUAUUAUCUAAAGUUCAAACACCCUUCAGUUAAAAUGUAGCUACUGUGAAAGCAUAUGGAAUGGUCAUAAUUGCCUUUUUUUAGCAACAUUAGAAAGACAUGAAAAAACAUUAAAAAGGCAGCAUCUAUAAAAAUGUGGUACAUAAAUGU